Colius striatus (speckled mousebird) is the source of this 4016-nucleotide messenger RNA. RefSeq names its product aminopeptidase O (putative) (gene AOPEP). Gene Ontology annotation, cellular component: nucleolus. The transcript is spliced from 18 exons. Lineage: Eukaryota; Metazoa; Chordata; Aves; Coliiformes; Coliidae. Gene Ontology annotation, molecular function: metalloaminopeptidase activity; zinc ion binding. The record is from RefSeq and is a predicted model, not a curated record. Bases 336 to 2822 code for a protein of 828 amino acids.
CGGGGCCGGGCGAUGAGGUCAUCCAAACGCGCCGCGGCCGAGGCGGAGGGGCUGGCUGUCAGCCCGGCAGCAUGCAUUUGACUCGGAUGCUUCCCGUGAAUCUCUGUGCUCUGUCUCCUGAAAAUCAGACACACACACCACCCUUCCUGAGCAUAUUAACUGGAAAUAAAAUCCAAGGAUGUGAGAAGUGGAGGAACUGCAAUCAGUUUUCAUACCGUAAUUUUAAUCAGAAUUCUUUUUGACAAUGAGAAGCUGCAUGUCCUUGCUCUUUAUGGAGUCAUCAUAUGUAAGAAAUGCCUAGGGUUUUGUAAAACUGUUGUCCAACAGACUGAAACAUGGAAACACAGCUUGACCCAAUGAAGGAUGACCUGCCCUUAAUGGCCAACACUAGCUACAUGCUUGUAAAACAUUAUGUAUUGGACUUGGAUGUGGAUUUUACAAGCCAAGUUAUUGAAGGCAUCAUAGUUUUAUUCUUUGAGACUGGAAGCCAGUACAGGAAGACCAGCAGUACUAGCAAAGAAGAUUGCCAGUCACAGUUUGGUGGAACCUGUAAAAUAAGAUCAUCUGAAUCCUGCCACAUUGCUAUGACAAAUGUGAAUGUCUGUUCAUGUAUAAUGGAAUGUAACAAUUUUGCCUUUUGUGGUAAAGGUGAAGAGGAUACUUCUGAUAAAAAUGGUAACCAUAGCAAUGAGGAACAGGUGUCUGGGACUUCUGGUUCAAAGGACUGCUGUGACAUAGAGAAUCAUGGAAAUAAGGAUUUUCUGCUGGUGUUGGACUGCUGUGAUUUAUCUGUGCUAAAGGUUGAGGAGGUAGAUGUUACUGCUGUGUCAGGCAUUGAAAAGUUUGCAAGGUCUGCCAAGCUAACUGGUGUUUCAAAAGAGUUGGAAAAUCUCAGGAAUUGGAUUGUACAUGAACUCGUGACUUUACCUGCAGAUCGCUGUAAGGAACAGCUAUACUAUUUCACUUGCUGCAGCCAGGCACCUGGCUGUGGAGAGCUUCUGUUUACUACUGACACCUGGAGUCUGGAGAUAAGGAAAUCAGGAGUUCAGACUCCAGCAGACUUUCCACAUGCAAUAAGAAUAUGGUACAAAACCAAACCAGAGGGAAGAUCUGUUACAUGGACUACAGACCAGAGUGGCAGGCCAUGUGUUUAUACAACGGGAUCGCCAAUAAACAACAGAGCCCUUUUCCCAUGCCAAGAACCACCUAUUGCCUUGUCAACAUGGCAAGCCUCAGUCCGAACAGCUGCAGACUUUAUUGUGUUAACGAGUGGUGAAAACUCUGCCGAACCAGUCCAGCUUCAAGAAGGUAUCUUGAGCUGGUACUACUAUGUGACUAUGCCAAUGCCAGCAUCCACCUUCACUAUUGCUGUGGGAUGCUGGCAGGAAGUUAAACAGCAGUCCUUGACAACUGCUCUCCAGAAAAACAUUGAGUUUUCCUUGCCAUCUUCACAAACUGAUUUCAGAUAUGAUGAGGAAAUCUGUGGUCAUGUGGAAUAUCCUUGCCGUUUCCAAAAUCCCGCUGCCAGGUUGCAGGCAGUCAUUCCUUACAGAGUCUUUGCUCCCUGGUGCCUUACGGAGUGCUGCGAAGAACACUUACUUCAACUAAUUCCUCAGUGCCUCUCAGCUGCUUACUCCACACUGGGUACCCAUCCCUUUACCAGACUUGAUGUUUUGAUCGUUCCUUCCAAUUUUUCCAGCCUGGGAAUGGCUAGCCCACACAUCAUUUUCCUGUCACAGAGUGUAUUGCCAGGAGGGAGCCAUCUCUGUGGAACACGUCUGUGCCAUGAAAUCGCUCAUGCUUGGUUUGGACUGGCCAUUGGUGCUCGUGACUGGACUGAAGAGUGGAUAAGCGAGGGGUUUGCCACUUUUUUAGAAGAUAUAUUUUGGGCUAGGGCACAACAGCAGUUAUCACACAAUGAAGUAAAAGAGAUGCAGGAACUGAAAGCUUUACUUCGCUGGCGUCGACUCAGAGAUGAGGUGCAAAACUCUGAAGAAGAGCUGCAGGUUUUAAGGCCCAAAAAAGAGAGCACAGGAGAAGUAAGUGAGUCUGGAGCAUCCAUUGUCAAACAUGGCCUUAAAGCAGAAAAAGCCUUCAUGCAGGUUCACUAUUUGAAGGGUUAUUUCCUUUUGCGGUCUCUGGCAAGGACAAUAGGAGAGGCUUCAUUCUUUGCAUCUUUAUGGAAAUUUGUGCAUAAGUUCCAUGGGCAGCUUGUCCUUUCUCAGGACUUUCUUUGCAUGCUGUUGGAUGACAUACCUGAACAAAAAGAAUCUGGGUUAACUGUGGAAAGUGUUUUCCAGAGUUGGCUUGACACUGCUGGAAUACCAAAGCCUUUGCUGGAGGAGGGCGAGACUUGGAAGGAGUGUCGGCUUGUGCAGCAAGUGAGCGGCGAGGUCACAAAAUGGAUUCAGGCAAACCAGAAGAUCAGAAAAAGUGGCAAAAAGAAAAGAAAGCAGGAUGAAGUCGUUUUCCAGAAGCUUCUCCCUGACCAGCUGAUCUUACUUCUGGAAUCUCUCUUGGAGGAGAAGACACUGUGUCCUAGAAUACUGCAGUGCUUGGAGAAAACGUACCAGCUCCGGGAGCAAGACGCUGAGGUUCGGCACCGAUGGUGUGAGCUGGUCAUUAAACACAAGUAUGUGCCUGGGUAUGGAGACAUUGAGAAAUUUCUCAGAGAAGAUCAGGCAAUGGGUGUGUAUCUCUAUGGUGAACUAAUGGUGAAUGAAGAUGCCAAACAGCAACAACUUGCACGUAAAUGCUUUGCUGCAGCACAAGAACAUAUGGAUACAUCCUCAGCCAAAGUGGUGGCAGAGAUGUUAUUCUGAAGAGGAAAUGCUUGUUUCCGUCUGGAGCUGCCACUUACAGCUGCUGCUGUUGUUCCAGGCUGUUGAUGGACCCGUCCUCCGGUGCCUACUGAGCUGAUAUCAGUUCUGAUUUUACACACUGGCUCAGUUCAGCAGGAACAGGAGUCGAGCCCUAGAGCAAAAAAACCCAGAUGUACCUUUUCUAAGAGCCUCUAAGAAAUGUUACUGUUUUCUCUCAAUAUCCAAAUUAGUCCUGAAGUUAAACAAUAAAUGGCCUAAGGUGGAAAAGCUGUUUAGAGAACUGUUGGCUUAAGAUGAGAAGGUAUGUGGAUAUGUAGCUCAUCAUCACACAGUAUUGCUCUGAUAACUGACCUCCUGCGUUAUUCUCAGAGUAACAAGCUAAUAACCAAGAGAAUGUGCUUGCACUGUGGGUCUUCCUGGUCUUCUCCAGACCUUGUUGUGGUAGCUGUAGAAAUCUAACGAGAUCAUUGUUAAUUCUGUAACCACAGUUACGCUUUACUGCUAACCUAAAACAUAACUCCAAGCUGGGGCAAUGAAGAAUGCACAGAUAGCCCUUUAUUGAGACAGAGUAUUAACUUUUACUGCUAUUUCCAUUGCAGGAAAGAUCACAGAGAAACUGUUUUAAUAUAUCUCCUCCUAAACACCAACUGUACUAGGAUUUCAUUGACCCAAGACAUCAAAGAAAGAAGUACGUGACAGCUAAAACAAUCAGCUGACAGAAACAUUGACCUCUCAAUAUUUAUGUCUUCCAGAGGCUCACUGUAACAGAGAAUGCAUGUGCACAAAACAAACUACACACAUACAUGUUACUGUGGCUUUAGGUAGUUCUUUAAUACAAAAAAUUUGUGGUUUAUCCUUGCUUUUUGGUGAUGCAACUAUUCCAGUUUGCUGACACCAGGGACUCUCUGAUUUAAACGACUUUAUGCACUCAGGUAAUUUGGCAAACAUUAGCAAUCUCUGAAAUUCAAUGAGAACGGUAUUCUCUACUUACAAUUUUGGCUGUAACUGCUAUGCCAAUUAAAAAGCCAAUAUAAAGUUAGUAGGAACUAAUACAAGACCCUUGUGCUGGUCCUUUUAUACAAUGAUGUAUAUCAAGUGUAGCUCUUUCCUAGGAAUGUACUGCUCCAGUGAUCAGAAGACAAUUGUUUCUUUUGGAGAGUAAGAGUUUAAAAUACAAGCAUUUGUGAAUAUAUU